Molecule: messenger RNA, 1546 nt
Organism: Cucurbita pepo subsp. pepo (vegetable marrow)
Lineage: Eukaryota; Viridiplantae; Streptophyta; Magnoliopsida; Cucurbitales; Cucurbitaceae
Source: RefSeq, a predicted model, not a curated record
ACUUAAUUAGGUUAAUCUAAAUCUAACUCAAUUGAUUAUUAGAUAAGAUAUUAUAUUAGGAAAGUUGAAGAGGGUUAAAAGAAAAUAUUAGGGUUUCAUGUUCUUGGGGUUGAGCCCAAUGAUCGACCCAGGCCUUUAUCUAGCGUAUGCCCAUGUGGGCUUUAGACCCGCAUCCAUGACCGAAGUAGGCUUGCCGUUGAAUAUUCUGCUUUUGAUUUAUUUAUGCUGAGCUCACUGAAAUCACUGAGCGACAAGACAGAAGCGCGAAAAAGCUCGUAGGAUAUGAUGAGUAGCUUGCGUCGGCGUUGUGGCUGGCUUCUGCGGCCGGUCGUUGCCCAUAUCGAUACAACCACCAAAGCUUCUGUCUCUGCUAAGAUUCGGUGGAGGUCGUAUUUCAGUUUCGGGUCAUCUCCAAUGAGAUUCAGAGUCAGAGAAAGUAAAGUUCCUUGCCCAACUAUCUUGGAAACUAUUCGGUAUCGAUUCUUUUCCUCAGUUUCUGCAUCGAAAUCCAGGAUUGGAUUUGUUGGAUGGUACAUGAGGAAACUCGACACUCACCCGUUUAUCACUAAAAGUAUCACUUCUUCGCUCAUUUAUGCGGCUUCUGACUUAACCUCUCAGGGAUGGAUAAGGAUGUCUUCUUUUCUGGGCCUUUUCUACUUAUCCUUAACCUCUUGUUCCUUGUAUUUCAUGGCCAUUGAUGAAUUUGGUUCACUUGUUCAACUUUCUUCAGUUUUCUACUACACCCCUCAUGGAGGCAGCUACACCCUUCGCAAUUUACCUUCUUAUAUCCUCUUGUUCUGGUUUAUUUCGUCUUCUAAUUGUUUGGUUUACUUAAAUUGUGUUCAGAUGAUUACAAUGCCAUCUCCUGGCUCUUUUGACUUAAUAAGAACAACACGGAUGACUGCUUAUGGAUUGUUGAUAUUGGGGCCAUCCCAGCAUUUGUGGUUUAAUUUCAUGUCUACAAUCUCACCAACACGAGAUUUAUUGUCAACUUUCAAGAAGAUGUUUCUGGGGCAGGCUGUGUAUGGACCUAUUAUUACCUCUGUUUUCUUCUCCUACAAUGCAUCGUUGCUAGGUGAAAGUGGCCGUGAGAUUGCUGCUAGAUUAAACCGCGAUUUGCUUCCAACAAUGUUAAAUGGGCUGUUGUAUUGGCCAGUCUGCGAUUUCCUCACAUACAAAUUUGUCCCCGUUCAUCUACAGCCAUUGAUAAACAGUUCGUUUCAAUAUGUGUGGACCAUUUAUCUGACAUACAUGGCAAGCUUAAAAGCAGUUGAUAUCAAUUGAAGCAGUAGUAGAUUUGAAGAGAGUGCCCAUUUGUUUUCAGGAAUCGGUUCCCUUAUUCGUCUGUCUUGUUUGGCAACAACCCUUGUGAAGCAGCAGCCUUCUACACUGCUUGGAAGGAGAAGCUCUUCAAUUCAAGGACUUCUUCUACUUCGCGUGAAGGCCUGCAGUGUUUGUUUGAUUAUGUAAAUUUAAUGGCGAUGAACCAGCAAUGACUUUAUUAUGUUCUUUGGUAUGUGAAAUCUAUUCCUCAUUUUGAGCACCA